Lathyrus sativus (Indian pea) is the source of this 207-nucleotide messenger RNA. Lineage: Eukaryota; Viridiplantae; Streptophyta; Magnoliopsida; Fabales; Fabaceae. The record is from the annotation of a GenBank genome assembly.
AUGGGAAAACGUAAACUGUUACUCAAAUUAACCAAGAAUCGGAUUGAAGUGAUAAGGAGGAAGAGAAGAGCUACGGAGAAGUUUCUCAAGAAAGAUGUAACUGAUCUUUUACACAGUGGUUUAGAUAUCAAUGCCUACGCAAGGGCGGAAGGACUGUUGGUUGAGUUGAAGUUGUCGUCUUGUUAUGGUUGUGGAGAAAUCUUGUGA